AUGAAUUUUAUCGUGGAAAGAAGCAGUAAAUUAAAGGUUAGUUUUUGUAAUUUUUUUUGAAAUUUAAAAUUUUCUUCAAAAUUUUUAAAUUUCAAAAAAAAUUUUAAAAAAUGGGUUUUUAGUUAAAAAUGUUAUUUUAAAACAGUUUUUACUGAUAAAUUACUUAAAAAGGUAAUUUAAGGCGUUAUCAGACAAUAUCUGGGCCGAUGUCAUCUCAAAACGUCAACAUUUUGUACCUAAAAGAAGUUCUGGCCCAAAUAUGGCCAACCCCAUCAUAAUGAGUAAUGUCGUCAAUCAAUGUGGAAGUAGGUUUUUCUAGCUUUAUCUUAUCAUACCAUAACUUGCAUUACCCUACCUUAUCAUAAAUUGCACUAGAUUACUCUGUUCUACCCUGCCCUAACCUACUCUACUCCCUGCCCUAACCUACUCUGCUCUACCCUACCCUACUUCACCUAACAAUAAUUUUUAAAUUUCAGAAUGCACCCGCCUAAACUGCCCACCAGGCCCUGGUGGAUUCGCCGGCCAAUCCGGCGACGAUGGCAUUCCAGGAGCUCCAGGAAAGCCCGGAACACCCGGUCCUGAUGGCUUCAGCCCACCAAUGGAUCCAAUCCCCGACCUUCCUUGUAUUGUUUGCCCAGCAGGACCACAAGGACCUCGUGGACAACAAGGAGAACGAGGAUGGCAUGGGCCGGCCGGACCUAAAGGACCAUGCGGGCCACCCGGUGCGCCAGGACAUGAUGGAAUUAGAGGACAAUUUGGCGCCAUUGGUCCUCAAGGAGUACCAGGAAGACCGGGAAGAAAGGGAGAGUGUGGUAGCGACAUUAUUGGUAAGGAGUGCUUUUUGAAAUUUUGGAAAUUUUCAAAAAUUUUAAUUUGGAUUAUCAUGGAUAAUAUUUUUUCUGUCGAUUCAGCUAUAUUACGAUAUAAGUUAGCACAAAACAUUACAAGUUAGUUUUGUGUCCCCCAAAAGUAAACAGAAAUUGUUAACAACUCAUAUUGUCAAUGAGAUUGAGAUCUGGUGUCAUGGAUAAUAUUGGAUCAUAGUCAAGUUCUUUUCAAUUUUAUAUCCAGUUUUGUGUAGUUUAAAAUGACGCAGUGAUGUUGGUAAAGUUUUAAAGGCAAAAGUAUUUUGUUAGGUACAAAAAUUACAGCUUUAUGGGCAAACCUAUGUUAUCCAUAGCCAUAAUCUGGUGGUCGUCGAUAACAUGAGCUCAAACUAACUUCUUUUUAACACUAAACAGUUCUUAUUAGCUUUGAAACAUUAACAACAUCAUUACGCAUCUUUUAAAUAUAAAAAACCGCAUAAAACAUUCGAAAAAAUCCAGUUAUGACCUCAUGUUAUCCAUGACAUCUCUUUUCACAGUCAAUAAUAAAAUGAGCUGCCAACAUUUACCACAUCCUAAAAACUUAACAAAACUAAAAAUAAAAGACUUACAUUGAGGUAUUUGAGGGGUUCCAGUUGAUCCAUGUGCUCUUGUCGCUGUAGCAAUACCUAAAGCAUACAAUACAUCAAUAUUAACAUGAAUAUUUGGAGAAAAUUAACAAAACCUUUGAAAAAUCGCGCAAACGAAAGAGAAGAUCAGUAAAAAAUGAGUGUAAAAUAAAAGAGAGUAUAAAAAAGCAUAAAUUAACUUUUACAAGCAAAAAUAUGAUCCAUGCUGGCCAGGAAAAUAUUUUUUUUUCGAAAAAUAAAUUUAUUUCGCUGCAAGAAGUUAGUUCGCCGAUAAAUUAUGCUGAAUAUCGCGAGAUUUAUGUCGUUAUCUUUAGUUAAAAAACCUUAAGAAUAUUUAAAAAUUUAAUUUUAAUAUUUUCAGCCGGUACCGGAGUCCCAGGCCCCAAAGGCCCGCCAGGAAAACGUGGUGCAGUUGGUCCACCAGGACUUCCUGGCCGUCCAUCGAAUAUUAUUGGUCCUCCCGGCCCUCCAGGCAAACCAGGACCUCAAGGCCCAGUUGGGAAAUGUGGUGUAGCCGGUGGUAAAGGUGUUUGGGGACCUCCAGGUGAGCCAGGAAAUCCAUUUGGCUAUUGUUGGUCGAUCUGUGGCUCAAACACGGUGGUUGCUGCUCCUGGAGGCUCGAGUUCCUACGCUUUUCCUUGGAGUGAUACUGGCAAAGAAGACUAUCAUUAUGAUGAUAACCAGGGUGGUGGUUAUGGAUAUGGAAAAUGA
Bursaphelenchus okinawaensis is the source of this 2164-nucleotide messenger RNA. NCBI's taxonomy places the organism in Eukaryota, Metazoa, Nematoda, Chromadorea, Rhabditida, Aphelenchoididae. The record is from the annotation of a GenBank genome assembly.